Messenger RNA from Pelecanus crispus (Dalmatian pelican), 1413 nucleotides. NCBI's taxonomy places the organism in Eukaryota, Metazoa, Chordata, Aves, Pelecaniformes, Pelecanidae. The record is from RefSeq and is a predicted model, not a curated record.
CUCCUGAGCCAGAGCAGUUGAGGGAAGGAGGCCUUCUGGUUUGCUUCCAAGUGAAACAGGACUCUGUUUUCCUUUGUUCCUAGGUUCAUCCGGAAUUGUACGUUGACAAAUCAAGGGGAGAUAAACUGAAGAUCAAUCUAGACGUGAUUUUUCCACAUAUGCCUUGUGCUUAUCUGAGCAUCGAUGCCAUGGAUGUAGCAGGAGAGCAGCAGCUGGAUGUAGAGCACAAUCUGUUUAAACAACGUUUGGAUAAAGCUGGCAAUCGUGUGACUCCAGAGGCCGAGAGACACGAGCUGGGGAAAGAAGAAGAAAAAGUGUUUGAUCCAAAUUCUUUGGAUGCCGAUCGCUGCGAGAGCUGUUAUGGGGCAGAGUCAGAGGACAUUCGGUGUUGUAAUACUUGUGACGAUGUCAGAGAAGCAUACAGGCGGCGAGGCUGGGCCUUCAAGAACCCGGAUAGCAUAGAGCAGUGCAAGAGGGAAGGGUUUAGCCAGAAAAUGCAAGAGCAGAAGAACGAGGGCUGCCAAGUGUAUGGUUUCCUAGAGGUCAACAAGGUAGCUGGAAAUUUCCACUUUGCACCAGGAAAAAGUUUCCAACAGUCUCAUGUACAUGUGCACACUGUUGAGAUUCACGAUCUGCAGAGCUUUGGACUUGAUAAUAUCAAUAUGACGCACCAUAUCAAACAUCUCUCAUUUGGAAGGGAUUAUCCAGGCAUUGUGAACCCUCUGGAUGGGACAGACGUCACUGCCCAUCAAGCUUCCAUGAUGUUUCAGUAUUUUGUCAAAGUGGUCCCCACGGUGUAUAUGAAAGUAGAUGGUGAAGUGGUAAGGACUAACCAGUUUUCAGUUACACGACAUGAGAAGAUAGCCAACGGGCUACUAGGAGACCAGGGUCUGCCUGGUGUAUUUGUGCUAUAUGAACUUUCGCCCAUGAUGGUGAAGCUGACAGAGAAACACAGGUCCUUUACACACUUUCUCACGGGAGUUUGUGCCAUCGUUGGAGGCAUAUUUACAGUUGCAGGAUUCAUUGACUCCUUGAUCUAUCACUCAGCAUGUGCCAUCCAGAAGAAAAUUGAACUUGGGAAGACAAUAUAAAUAAGCAAUGACCUCACUCCACAAAAAAAAACCAAACCAAAACUCUAAGGAUAACUAAACAGAUUUUUUGAAACACAAGUGAUCUUCUGAGUGCACAAGAGAAGAGGUCUGGAAUUACCAGAUGGCCCUGACUGCUCUUACUUUACUGUCCCAUCAUUCUUUGUUUGGCAUUAAUUUGUGGAUGGAACUGCUUGAAUCUUGCUGCUAUAAAGAUUAGCCAUCUUGUCUGGCUGUGCAGACCCUACUGUAAAAACCCUUUUGUGUUAGUCCAUGUUCAUCCAGGUCUGCUCCCCUCCCCAGAAGAGAUGCUGGAGAUACUGCA